UUGCGGUGUUGCAAUGGCCUCUCGGACUUCUCCGUGGCUUGGGGUGCCCCCGAACCGUCUGUGGGCCGUGAGGCCUGGCAUCUACGAGGACGAGAAGGGGAGGACCUGGGUAACCGUGGUCGUGCGGCUCAGUCCCUCCCAGAGAGCUCGGGGCAGGGGGUCCCCGGGCAGCACACAUGAACCCAGCAUCACAGUGCACCUGUGGCUGAUGCCAGUGCACCCCCAGAAGCCCAUGUCCCCCAGCCAGCUGACCCUCUCCCAGCUGCCCCUCACGUGGCAGCUCUACUCUGGAAGAAGGUACAGAGCAAUGGACUCCAGGCUCUGGGAAGUGGUGGACCAUGGCCAGAUUGCCUCCACAGAGCAGCUGAUCCUGGCACAGCUGCCCCCCAGGGAGUGACUGACGGUGGAGAGCCACUCUGGGCUGAUGCUCAUGGGCCGGUACGGGCAGGGUGCGUGUCCCGCAGUGCACAGAGCCGACAAAAGCAAGGAGGCUUCUUCUCUUUACUGGAAGAUGGUGCUGGUUUCCUUUCCCUCCUGCUGCUCCCUGAGCUCAUCUCACAAAGCCAACCCCAGCCCGCCCUGGUCUCUCAUUGUCACUGUGAACCAGC
Molecule: messenger RNA, 608 nt
Organism: Mustela erminea (ermine)
Lineage: Eukaryota; Metazoa; Chordata; Mammalia; Carnivora; Mustelidae
Gene: TCL1B
Product: T cell leukemia/lymphoma 1B
Exons: 3
Coding region: 14-397 (127 amino acids)
Biological process (GO): positive regulation of peptidyl-serine phosphorylation
Molecular function (GO): protein serine/threonine kinase activator activity
Source: RefSeq, a predicted model, not a curated record